AUGCUCCAUCUCAAACACCCCCCCAAACCCACACCCACGGCUCAAAUGUUCGCCUACCGCGGGCCCGACAACCAUACAGUCCAAUACACCACGCUCCCCACCACACGUCUCAACGCCCAUGACUCCGACAACGACAGUGAUGGCCAGCCGCUGAUCAGGGCUCAGAUCGAUGAAGAAGCGGUGGGGGGUUUGGAGAACUUCACGGCGACGGGACGGCCUAUGCCGGUGUUUAAACAUAGCGCGCUGCAGAGUAUGGGGGGUGAUAUGUUUUCGUUGCCGCAGUUGUUGCCGAGGCAGUAUACGGAUGAUAGUAUCAUCCCGGCUAUUGUUACUAAUGUGAUACGGAAGAGUGAAGGUAAUGGGAAGAAAGAUGGUGAGGAUGAUGGGGUGGGGAAUGGGAACGGGAAUAGGAAGAGGAGGAAGAGCUUUCUGGGGAAGUUGAUGGGGGGAGGGGAAGAAGAAAAAUGGGUCUGGGGAGAAGGACGGGGUGCUUAA
Molecule: messenger RNA, 495 nt
Organism: Lachnellula hyalina
Lineage: Eukaryota; Fungi; Ascomycota; Leotiomycetes; Helotiales; Lachnaceae
Exons: 1
Coding region: 1-495 (164 amino acids)
Source: RefSeq, a predicted model, not a curated record